Musa acuminata subsp. malaccensis (wild Malaysian banana) is the source of this 2224-nucleotide messenger RNA. NCBI's taxonomy places the organism in Eukaryota, Viridiplantae, Streptophyta, Magnoliopsida, Zingiberales, Musaceae. The record is from RefSeq and is a predicted model, not a curated record.
UCAGCACUGGCCAGCUCCUCCUCAUGGGCAACCACGGCCGUCGCCACCACCACCACAUAAGCUCCUUCAACCCUUCGUGGUGCUUCAGACCUUCCCCAACAAAAGAAACCCCAAAGAGAGCAACUCCAAACGACAGAAUCCCCACCACAGCUUCCUUCCCUUCUCUCCCAAAGCAGAAGCGUCUGUUUCGCCUUGGGUCCAUGUCCGUCGCCCUAUCGUCGCCGCGGAUAGGCUGCAUGGGACAGAUCAAGAGAGACAGGUCAGCUUCUCGCGACUCGACCUCCUCCUCCUCCUCCUCGUCGAAGACCAGCGGUUCGUCUUCGAGGGAGCGUGGCAAUUUGCUGAAGAUCACGAUGGCGCUGUUGAGGAGGAGUGCGAGCGAUCCAACGAGCUCGAGGGUGGGGGGAGCGGAGGACGACGGUGGCGUGGUGGGAGCUGGUGUCACCGUUGCUGACAUGGAUCCGCCGCUGCCGGUGGUGAGGCGAGUGGCUGCGAGGGAUGAACUCUCGGUCAGUCUGUGGGAGAGGAGGUGCGGCGGAGGUGAACGGAGACAGCUUAAGCUUCAGCUGCCGCAGCAGCAGCCACCUCGUGCUUUAGCUUUGAUCUCUUCAUGCAACUAAUACUGUUUACUGGGGAGAAGUGAGGCGAUUAAUGUCUUCGUUAGUGCAGUGAAACGUUACAGAAUUAAUUCUUCUUUCUUGGUAUUCCUAUUGCUUGAUUCCCCGGAGGGCCCACUCAUCUUGGAAGGGCCCCACAUUUUGAUCCCUCGACUCCCUAGUCUCUCGCGGAUAACAAAAGCCGUCCGACCCGGAACCCUCUUUGCAACCCUAACCCUACCCCUAACGCCGAUCUCCUCUUCCAAUGCUCAGCGACCCCUCCGCUGCCGCCGCCAAAGGCCAACGGAAGCGCAAGGCCGGCGAGCACCCAGGCGAUGGGGAGAAGGGCUCCAAUUCGGGCCGGAAGCGGUCGAACGAAUCUUCGGCCGCUGACUACGCCGCCAUCCUCCGGGGCGCCAUCGAGUUCCGGGACCAGACUGGUCUUGCUCCGACCAAGUCUAACUUGGCUCCCUUCUACGAGUUUGUGAAGGGCUACCUUUCCGAUAUACUCUCACCGGGCCAGGUGUUCAACAGGCUUCGCCACAUCCGCCACAAGUACAACCAUUCUGCCGCUGAUACCGGCGAUGACCUUGUUCUCAAGCUCGCUGCCAAGCUCUGGCCCGAGGAGGAGGUAAAGAAGGACAAUAAGGAAGGGAAGAACCCGAAAAAAGAGAAAAAACACAAUUCUAUCGCCCUCGAGGAGGAUAAAAAUGCAGAGAAGGGGAAGAAAGAGGAAAAGAACCCAAGAAAAGCGGAGAACGAGAAGAAAGAGGAAAAGAGUCCCAAAACACACAAUUUGGUUGCCCUAGAGGAGGAUAGAAAAGCAGAGAAGGGGAAGAAGGAGGAAAAGAGCUCGAACAAACCGAAAAUACUCAAUUCGGUGCCCCUCGAGGAUGAUAGAGAUGCUGUGAAGAGGAUGAAAGAGGAAAAGAACUCGAAAAAACAGAAAACACACAAUUCGGUGACCCUCGAGGAGGAUAGAUAUGUGGAGAAAUGGAAUAAAGAUGAGAAGAGCCCUAGGAAAGAGACAAAACACAAUUUGAUGGUGGUUCGGGUGGAUAGAGAUGCAGAGAAGGAAGAUGAUAAGAAGGGCAAGAAGAGAAAGAAGGGAACGGACUCAAAACUAAAGAAAAAGCAAAUUUUGGUUGCCCCCGAGGAAGAGGAUGAGGAAAUGGGAAAUAAGAUCAGGGGCGAGGAAAUGAAAAAUAAGAAUGGGGAGGAAUGGGGAAUUGAACCUGAAUCUUUUCCUUAUUUGACCCAUCAUGUGGCAGAGCAUUGGAAAACUAAUGGUUUGCCAAAAGCAUCACUGGAAGUGGGGAUGAAGCUCAUAAAUAAAUCAAAGGCGAGAGCUUUGGAGGACAAGUGGAAGCGGCACUUGGAAGAUGAGAUGAAAUUUGAGAUGAAUUGGGCGAAGACCUGCAGGGAACUCUUUGCAAUGCUGUUAGAGAUGCAUAAGACUAUGAGGUGAUAGAUUACAUUGUAUUUUGCUAUAAGGGCUAGUUCUCUUUCUUUUGUAUCUGAUAUCGGAUCUAUUUUAGUUUUUGGUGGUGGAGGGUAUGUAUAAUGUAUCCAUAUUAACUUAUGCUUAUAUUUUGGGAUGAUGUAGUAUGCUUGUUUUACUCUUCGAA